Molecule: messenger RNA, 4120 nt
Organism: Chelmon rostratus (copperband butterflyfish)
Lineage: Eukaryota; Metazoa; Chordata; Actinopteri; Chaetodontiformes; Chaetodontidae
Gene: kcnma1a
Product: potassium large conductance calcium-activated channel, subfamily M, alpha member 1a
Exons: 30
Coding region: 16-3531 (1171 amino acids)
Biological process (GO): potassium ion transport; transmembrane transport
Cellular component (GO): postsynaptic membrane
Molecular function (GO): large conductance calcium-activated potassium channel activity
Source: RefSeq, a predicted model, not a curated record
AUCUUAAUAUCCAAGAUGGAAGACGUUGUCAUCCCGUUCUCGUCUGAGGUGCCCUGCGACAAUAAUGGACAGCGCAUGUGGUGGGCAUUCCUCGCCUCCUCCAUGGUGACGUUUUUUGGGGGUCUCUUCAUCAUCCUGCUAUGGAGGACCCUCAAAUAUAUGUGGACUGUUUGCUGCCAUUGCAACAUCAAAAACAAGGAGGCCCAGAAGGUGAACAACCCCGCCAAUAAUCAGGCAGCAGACAGACCAAAGGGUGCUGAUGAGAAGGAGGAGGCCCCGGCCAGCGAGGUGGGAUGGAUGACUUCGGUCAAAGACUGGGCCGGCGUCAUGAUCUCCGCUCAGACGCUCACUGGCAGAGUUCUGGUGGUGUUAGUCUUUGCACUCAGCAUCGGGGCCCUUGGAAUAUACUUUAUAGACUCCUCAGAUCCUAUAGAAUCCUGCCAGAACUUCUACAAAGAUUUCACGUUACAGAUCGAUAUGGCCUUCAACGUCUUCUUCCUCCUUUACUUUGGCCUGCGGUUUAUAGCAGCCAAUGAUAAGCUGUGGUUCUGGCUGGAGGUCAACUCAGUGGUCGACUUCUUCACUGUUCCUCCCGUGUUUGUCUCCGUCUACUUAAACAGAAGCUGGCUCGGUUUAAGAUUCCUGAGGGCGCUAAGAUUGAUACAGUUCUCGGAAAUCUUACAGUUUUUAAAUAUCUUGAAAACAAGCAAUUCCAUCAAGCUGGUGAACCUGUGUUCAAUCUUCAUAAGCACAUGGCUCACAGCUGCCGGAUUCAUACAUUUGGUGGAAAACUCAGGGGAUCCUUGGGAAAACUUCCAGAAUUCCCAGUCACUUUCCUAUUGGGAAUGUGUCUAUUUGCUGAUGGUGACGAUGUCUACAGUGGGCUACGGGGAUGUCUAUGCAAAAACCACCUUGGGGCGCCUGUUUAUGGUCUUCUUCAUCCUUGGUGGUUUGGCCAUGUUUGCCAGCUACGUCCCUGAAAUCAUAGAGUUAAUAGGAAACCGCAAGAAAUAUGGUGGUUCCUAUAGUGCGGUUAAUGGGAGAAAGCAUAUUGUGGUCUGUGGUCAUAUUACCCUCGAAAGUGUCUCCAACUUCCUCAAAGACUUCCUACACAAGGACAGGGAUGAUGUCAAUGUAGAAAUUGUUUUUCUCCAUAAUAUUUCCCCUAAUCUUGAGCUGGAAGCCUUGUUCAAACGUCACUUUACCCAAGUAGAGUUCUACCAGGGAUCUGUUCUCAACCCUCAUGAUCUGGCCAGAGUGAAGAUCGAGUCAGCAGAUGCCUGCCUAAUCCUAGCCAACAAAUAUUGUGCAGAUCCUGAUGCUGAAGAUGCCUCAAACAUCAUGAGGGUUAUUUCGAUCAAGAACUACCAUCCUAAAAUCAGAAUAAUCACACAAAUGCUCCAGUAUCACAACAAGGCCCAUCUGCUGAACAUUCCAAGCUGGAACUGGAAGGAGGGUGAUGAUGCUAUCUGCCUGGCGGAGCUGAAGGCGGGCUUCAUUGCCCAGAGCUGUCUGGCCCAGGGCCUGUCCACAAUGCUCGCCAACCUCUUCUCCAUGAGGUCCUUCAUUGAGAUUGAGGAGGACACAUGGCAGAAGUAUUACCUAGAAGGAGUGGCUAAUGAGAUGUACACAGAGUAUUUGUCCAGUGCCUUUGUGGGCCUCUCCUUCCCCACUGUCUGUGAGUUGUGUUACGUGAAGCUGAAGCUGUUGCUAAUUGCCAUCGAAUACAAGUCUGAGCAGAGAGAGAGCAGAAGCCGAAAGCGCAUCCUCAUCAACCCGGGCAACCAUGUCAAGAUGCAGGAGGGAACACUGGGAUUCUUUAUCGCCAGUGAUGCCAAAGAAGUAAAGAGAGCAUUUUUCUACUGCAAAGCUUGUCAUGACGACAUCACAGACCCUAAGCGGAUCAAGAAGUGUGGCUGCAAACGACUCGAAGACGAGCAUCCAUCAACUCUCUCGCCCAAAAAAAAGCAGCGCAACGGAGGGAUGCGAAACUCACCCAACUGCUCGCCCAAAAUGAUGAGUCGACACGACCCCCUUCUGAUCCCUGGGAAUGAGCAAAUCGAGAACAUGGACAUGAACGUGAAGAGGUAUGACUCGACAGGGAUGUUUCACUGGUGCCCAUCAAAGGACAUCGAAAAGGUCAUCCUGACCCGGAGCGAAGCUUCCAUGACAGUGCUGAGCGGCCAUGUGGUGGUCUGUAUAUUUGGGGAUGUCACGUCCGCUUUAGUGGGGCUGCGAAACUUGGUGAUGCCUUUAAGAGCCAGCAACUUCCAUUACCACGAGCUAAAGCCUAUCGUUUUUGUGGGCUCGCUGGAUUACCUGCGGAGAGAGUGGGAAACUUUACACAACUUCCCCAAGGUCUCCAUAUUACCUGGUACACCAUUAAGUCGGGCAGAUUUAAGGGCUGUCAACAUCAACCUCUGCGACAUGUGCGUAAUACUGUCAGCCAAUCAGAACAAUAUCGAAGAUGCCUCACUGCAGGAUAAGGAAUGCAUCUUGGCGUCACUCAACAUCAAAUCUAUGCAGUUUGAUGACAGCAUCGGGGUCUUACAGGCUAAUUCCCAAGGUUUCACGCCUCCUGGAAUGGACAGGUCAUCUCCAGACAGCAGUCCAGUACAUGGCUUCGUGCGUCAGGCUUCUGUCACCACCGGAUCCAACAUCCCCAUCAUCACAGAACUAGUGAACGACUCAAACGUUCAGUUCCUGGACCAAGAUGAUGAUGACGACCCAGACACAGAGCUGUACCUCACUCAGCCCUUCGCCUGCGGCACCGCCUUCGCUGUCAGUGUGCUCGACUCCCUGAUGAGCGCGACGUACUUCAAUGAUAACAUCCUAACGCUGAUCCGGACGCUGGUCACAGGGGGAGCCACACCAGAGCUGGAGGCCCUGUUGGCUGAGGAGAACGCUCUCAGAGGGGGCUACAGCACACCGCAGACACUGGCUAACAGAGACAGGUGUCGCGUCGCCCAGCUAGCCCUCUACGACGGGCCAUUUGCCGACUUGGGGGAUGGCGGCUGCUACGGGGAUUUAUUCUGUAAGGCGCUGAAGACGUACAACAUGCUGUGUUUUGGCAUCUACAGAUUAAGAGACGCUCAUCUCAACGCACCGAGCCAGUGUACAAAACGGUACGUCAUCACGAACCCACCGUAUGAGUUUGAGCUCGUGCCCACAGACCUGAUCUUCUGCCUCAUGCAGUUCGACCACAACGCAGGCCAGUCUCGGACAAGCUUGUCCCACUCUUCCCACUCCUCCCAUUCCUCCAGCAAAAAGAGCUCCUCCGUCCACUCCAUCCCGCCCUCCAACCGGCAGAACCGCAGCAGUAAGACCCGGGAGGCCCGCGACAAACAGAAUGCAACAAGGAUGAAUAGAAUGGGCCAAGAAAAGAAAUGGUUUACAGAUGAACCAGAAAAUGCCUACCCACGGAACAUUCAGAUCAAGCCCAUGAGCACUCACAUGGCCAACCAAGUCAACCAAUACAAAUCCACUAGUAGUCUGAUUCCACCAAUCAGAGAAGUUGAAGAUGAAUGCUGAACACAGGGUUUUCUUGCUGACUCACCAGACAUCUGUACCCUCUUUCAAAGGAGAUGGGAAGAGAUCACCCAUGGAGGAGUGAUGGUGAUGACAGGGAUGUUGAAGACUGACACAUUUCUCUUCACUCAUUCUUCUAAUCAAGGGUUGGACAGGAACCCAAACUGGAAGGGACCUCCUAUGUGUAUACCUUUAAUGUUACUUCCAUGCUCUUGGACAUUGUUUUAUUUAUUAAUGUAUCCAUAGUGAUGUACAUAAUGACAAUCAAAUAAGGAUUGUACAGCCCCUUCCCUCUAGCACUUUUUGGAAUUAUUUUAAGAGUUGACAAAAAAAAAAAAGAGUACUUCCUGUAAUUCUUUGCAAUAGUUCACCUCUUCGUGUGACCAGACUCCAUGGCUAAGGUGGCUGGUUAUCGGAGGAUGAGGGUUGCAGCGAUAAACUGAUCAUAUCAUCUCCCAAAGAUCCGCCCAGAUGUCAAACCAGCUGGGCUCGUCGACUUCGUAUCUCCUGUCUGCUUCUGUUCUAUUUGCACUAAAACUGAACAAGUUUCUUUUGACAGAACAACUGGAACCAUCAGAUUCUCCCUCAAUAA